Messenger RNA from Chenopodium quinoa (quinoa), 1101 nucleotides. RefSeq names its product disease resistance protein RGA2-like. The transcript has a single exon. Gene Ontology annotation, molecular function: ADP binding. NCBI's taxonomy places the organism in Eukaryota, Viridiplantae, Streptophyta, Magnoliopsida, Caryophyllales, Amaranthaceae. The record is from RefSeq and is a predicted model, not a curated record. The coding region runs from base 1 to 1101 and encodes 366 amino acids. Gene Ontology annotation, biological process: defense response to fungus.
AUGGACGCUGCUACUGCACUUGCUGUUGCUCAGACGCUGUUUGCGACGUUACAGUGUGCAGAAGUGCGAAAGCUAUGCUCCAUCAUUAAAUAUGAAUCUGAACUUGAAAAGCUGAUUGAAACUGUCGAUACCAUCAAGAGUGCUCUCCGGGAUGCUGACUCCAAGUGUCAGGAACUCACAUAUGGAGGCCAAAACUGGGUCAAGAACCUCAAGGAUGCUGUCUACGAAGCUGAUGAUCUGUUGGAUGAAUUCAACACUGUUGCUCACCAGUUAGAAAAAACGCCCGGUGGUAAGGUUAUGAAGAAGGUACGCCGUUUCUUCUCUUCUAAUAACCAAUUGAAAUUUGCUAUCAAUAUGUCAAAAGAGAUUGAGACUCUUAGGGAGAAGAUGGAUGGCUUGGCUAAAAACCGUAGGGAUUUUGGGUUUAGUGAGCUUUAUAAGCCUGUGAAAAGGAGAGAGGAAACCUGCUCUUAUGUGUACGAGCAGGAUAUUAUUGGGAGAGAUAUAGACAAGGAGGCUAUUGUAGAUUUGUUGUUAAAAGAUGACUUGGAGGAUAACAUAUCUUUUGUGACUGUUGUGGGUAUUGGGGGGUUGGGUAAAACUGCUCUUGCCCAACUUGUGUUUAGUGAUAAUAGAAUUAAAGAAGUAUUCAAAGAUGACAUGUACUGGGUUUGUGUGUCUGAAAAUUUUGAUACAAAAGAUAUUUUAGGUAAAAUGCUUGAGAUGAAUGAGCUAGGAUUUGAGGGCCUGCACAAAGAAGUUCGAAAUAAGAUAGGAGGGAAAAGAUUUUUGCUUGUUUUAGAUGAUGUAUGGUAUGAGAACGGUAGAAAAUGGGAUGAGUUGAAAAACUUCUUGAUUUUAGGUGGAAGGGGAAGUAGGAUUUUGGUGACUAGCCGCUCCAGAAAGGUUGCAGGAGCUAUUGGAAACUAUCCAAUUCAUGAGUUACCAGGUUUAUCCGUAGAGGAUUCUUGGGCAUUGUUCAAGAAGAUAUCACUUGGUCAGAAGGAAGACGAAGCAACCACUGGCCUUGUCGAGAUAGGAAGAGAUAUUGUGAUAAAAUGUGCCAAUGUGCCUCUCUCCAUAAGGGUGGUGGCCAGUUAA